AUGGCGGAUAUUCCGAGCAUCAGGAAGCUAGACGAAGCUGUCAUAAACCGUAUAGCGGCUGGAGAAGUCAUUCAAAGACCUGCAAAUGCYCUAAAAGAAAUGAUAGAAAACAGUCUUGACGCCAAAUCUACUUCAAUAACCGUCACAGUUAAAUCUGGAGGCCUAAAACUGCUUCAAAUCCAGGACAAUGGCUGCGGAAUCCGCAAGGACGACAUGACCAUUGUUUGCGAGCGUUUUACAACUAGCAAGUUAUCUAAGUUUGAAGAUUUAACGAGUAUUUCUACGUACGGAUUUCGUGGAGAGGCUUUGGCUAGUAUAAGCCACGUAGCUCAUGUUACUAUCACCACAAAGACAGCAUCUUCGAAUUGCGCUUAUAAGGCCUGUUAUUCGGACGGGAAGCUUGUACCYCCCCGACCAGGGAUGACAGCUGAUCCAAAGCCUUGCGCUGGUAACAGAGGUACGCAGAUWGCAGUGGAGGAUUURUUUUAUAAYGUUGCAACGAGACGAAAAGCAUUAAAAAGCCCUGGUGAAGAGUUCAGUAAAAUUGCUGAUGUUGUAAGCAAGUACGCCAUUCAUAACACAGGAGUUGCAUUCACUUUGAAAAAACAGGGGGAUAGUAAAGCUGACGUUCGUACAACAAACACAGCCUCAAUACAGGAUAAUAUACGCACAAUAUAUGGGCCUGCUAUUGCCAAGGAACUUUUAGAAGUUGAAUGCAACAAUCAGAAAUUUGGUUUCAUCAUGAAAGGUUGYAUUACAAAUGCAAAUUACUCUGUCAAAAAGACCCAAUUUCUUCUGUUUAUCAACCACCGACUUGUUGACUCUACAGCUCUGCGUAAAUCUCUAGAGACUGUAUAUGARGCAUAUCUCCCCAAAGGAAUGCACCCAUUUAUUUACAUGAGUCUUGAAAUAGCRCCUGCAAAUGUUGACGUAAAUGUCCACCCCACAAAGCAUGAAGUUCACUUUCUUCAUGAAGAAUCUAUCAUUGAAGCCAUACAAAAGGCUGUGGAGGAGAAACUAUUGGGCUGUAAUAGUUCACGUACAUACUAYACUCAGGCUCUUCUACCGGGUGCACCAGAACCCAUUGAUAGUGUUAUGAAAGAAUCAAAUCAUGAUAAUUCAACAUCCAGUGACAGUGGCAGCAAGAUCUAUGCCCAUAAGAUGGUCCGCACAGACAACAGAGAACAAACSCUACAUGCUUUUAUUCCACCAAAACAUUUACUCAGUGAAGAGCCUGAACCAAUUCCAAAGCCCACUUCAGAUGUCCAGGACAUUGAGAUGAAAGAAAGUAAAUCAAAUGAAUCUGCUGCAUGUUCAUCAAGAGCAGAUCAAGACUCUUCUGCAUUAGCACCAGAGAGUAAAAAGCCAAAAUUGGACGGCAAACCAAAAGCAAAAACCACAGCCAAGAAAACUAGGAGAGACAUCCAGCUCAUCAGCAUUAACAAUCUACGCCAAAYAAUAGACAAAGCAGAACAUCAAGGACUGAAAGAACUACUUGAAGACCACAAGUUUGUUGGAUGUGUUAACAACUCCCUAGUACUUUUACAGCACAACACCAAACUUUACUUAUCCAACAUCAAUAUACUUAGCAGAGAGCUAUUCUACCAGAUAAUCAUGUUUAGAUUUGGUGAUUUUGGAUUCUUAAAGCUGUCYGAAGCAGCACCAAUUUAUGAGCUAGCAAUGAUGGCUUUGGAGAGCAGUGAAAGUGGCUGGUCGGAGGAUGACGGCCCUAAGGAGGACCUUGCAAGUUAUAUCACAGAUUUUUUGAAGAAGAAAGCAGAAAUGUUGCUGGAUUAUUUCUCUAUUGAGAUYGAUGAAGAUGGUAAUCUUUGCUCACUGCCAUUGCUGGUUGAUAACUAUGUUCCAAACUUCUUGGGGCUUCCAAUGUUUAUAUUAAGGAUGGCUACUGAGGUUGAGUGGGAUACAGAACAAGAAUGCUUUGACAGUGUCGCAAGAGAAAUCAGUCUCCUUUAUGCCUUUAAACCAGAACCUACCAUAAACAAAGCAAUUCAUUGUAAUACUGAGGACAAAUCUGAUAAAGGCGAUGUAACAUGGCAAUGGGUUGCAGAACAUGUAAUAAUGCCAGCUUUAAGAGCAGGGCUUGUGCCGCCUGCUAGGUUUGCUGAAGAUGGAACUCUUCUACAAAUUGCAAACUUAACUGAGUUAUACAAAGUCUUUGAAAGGUGUUAGACACAACGUUCAUUAUGUAAAGUCAAAGAAAUUUGAUAUUGAAUAAAAGAGGUAUAACAUACAAUUCCAAGAGUUGUGAAUUUUAUUAGAAGCUUAAUUUAAAUAAAAAGUUGAAGUGUGAAAAAAAAAUAAAAGAAAU
Molecule: messenger RNA, 2329 nt
Organism: Exaiptasia diaphana
Lineage: Eukaryota; Metazoa; Cnidaria; Anthozoa; Actiniaria; Aiptasiidae
Product: DNA mismatch repair protein Mlh1
Exons: 5
Coding region: 1-2190 (729 amino acids)
Biological process (GO): mismatch repair
Cellular component (GO): MutLalpha complex
Molecular function (GO): mismatched DNA binding; ATP binding; ATP hydrolysis activity
Source: RefSeq, a predicted model, not a curated record